Messenger RNA from Cataglyphis hispanica, 5182 nucleotides. RefSeq names its product metastasis-associated protein MTA3 (gene MTA1-like). The record is from RefSeq and is a predicted model, not a curated record. The coding region runs from base 1057 to 3792 and encodes 911 amino acids. Gene Ontology annotation, biological process: negative regulation of transcription by RNA polymerase II. Gene Ontology annotation, molecular function: transcription coactivator activity; chromatin binding; transcription corepressor activity. The transcript is spliced from 12 exons. Gene Ontology annotation, cellular component: nucleoplasm; NuRD complex. NCBI's taxonomy places the organism in Eukaryota, Metazoa, Arthropoda, Insecta, Hymenoptera, Formicidae.
GUGUCAGGUAGUCGGGUACUCUCCUCCGCUCACCUCGUCGAAGUUUGAGUGCGUUGGCUUCUCGCGAGAGUCGCGAGUCGCACAGGCGCGAGCGGGAAGAGAGGCGAUCGCGCUCUCGAACCCGGUGGACGAGGCGUAGACGAGCGCGGUAAAUUAUCAAAUUUCGGUAGUGAGAGUGCGUCGAGUGGAGAAGAGGCGUUCGCGAAACGAGUUCUCCGCUUGAAAAGGGCGGUAAGGGGACCUUGUCCAGUCGUGCGCUCUUAGCGGCACCGCCGAAACGAAAAUGGCGGGCCGUGUCGGAGACAGCGGUCGCCGCCAACGGUGUUGAAUCGUCGUAACGGACACGUGUGAUGGCGAUCGUCCAAUUGCUACCUGUACGUACUGUACGUUGGAAUUUUUUUUUUUUCACUUCCGGUGCGCGCGCGCGCUGCGCAUCGCUUAUUGUUGCCGAGCACCGAUCAUAAAUUCGACUGCGAACGGAAAACGGAAGGAAAACGGUAUACCUGAGUAUAUUGUAACAGUUGAGUGUAAACUCGUUGGUAGUAGUAAUACAUACUCUGUUCGAAAGAGAGAGACACACAUCGUAGCGGCCGUGCGAAUCUGUAAAGUGGGAGGGAGGAAGGGAAAAGACGAAGAAAGAAAGAGAGAGAGAGAGAGAGAGAGAGAGAGAGAGAGAAAGAAAUAGAGAAGGACAGAGACACGGGGCAAAUAGAAAGAGCGAAAACCCCGAGGGGUACAGCACAGUUGGACAGAGGACGCAGUGGCGGCGAGAUAUAUAGGACGGAGUGAAAGUUAAAUAGCUUUAAAUCGACAAUGGACAAACAAACACGAUGAAGUGAUUACAUCGCGAGGUGUUGACUGUUCGAUAGCGACGAAGAACGUGUUGAGAGAAAGAGAUAGAGAUAGAAAUAGAGAUAGGAGACAGAAAGAGAAACAGAGAGAGAAAGAGAGAGAGAGAGAGAGAGAGAGAUAGAGUGCCGCCGAUCGGCGGCGGCGGCAGCGGCAGCGGCGGCGGAUCGUGAGAUUGUAACACGUUGCGGAGGACGAGAAGCCUUGAUGCCGAUGCCGGCCGAAUACCACGAGGCCCACGGUAACCACGAGAACGCCAAUUUCGCUCUCGGGUCCACGCAGGACGCCAGCAACAUGACGGCCAACAUGUACCGGGUGGGAGAUUAUGUGUAUUUUGAAACUUCCACCUCAUCACCGUACCAGAUUAGAAGGAUAGAAGAAUUAAAUAAGACCGCAAAUGGAAAUGUGGAAGCAAAAGUCAUGUGCUUCUUCAGGCGGAGGGAUUUGCCUUCUACCUUAGUUAUUCUCGCGGACAAACAUCAAUUGGCAAGCGCGGAGCAGCAGAGGUCAGAAUCCCCUGCGAGCACGCAGAAUCAGAAACUCGAGAACCCUGACACUACUAAGGAAAUGACUAGUAAAGAUGGGAUUGGGCCCAAAGUGAUGAUCAAAGGGGGCGGGAAAGGGGGCUGGCUGAAGGCCCCAUUAUCGGAGGCCCAAGAGCCCCAUGGGAUGGAGGACAGUGUUCCUGGUGGAGUAACGGAAUUAAAUACUAAGCAACGUCACCAAAUGAAACAUAGAGAAUUGUUUUUAUCGCGACAAGUGGAAACCAUGCCUGCUACGCAUAUUCGGGGCAAAUGCUGCGUAACACUACUGAACGAAACCGAAUCCUUGUUAAGCUAUCUAAACAAGGAGGAUUCAUUUUUUUACUGUUUAGUAUUUGAUCCUGCUCAGCGCACUUUGCUUGCUGACAAAGGUGAAAUUAGAGUAGGUAGUAGAUAUCAGGCGGUAGAUAUACCGGCGGUAUUGACGGCCGCAGAGAAAGAAGGGGAUUCUCGUAAGUUACAAGAUUUGGAGACUCUGGUUUGGACUCCGAGACACAAUUUGACGGAUCGUCAAAUUGAUCAAUUCCUUGUGAUUAGUAGAUCAGUAGGCACCUUCGCAAGAGCCUUGGACUGCUCGUCCUCCAUCAAACAACCCUCUUUGCAUAUGUCUGCAGCUGCUGCAUCUAGAGAUAUUACUCUGUUUCAUGCGAUGGAUACCUUACAUUUGCACGGCUAUGAUUUAUCGAAUGCCUUAGCAUCUCUAGUACCUAGUACUGGUCCGGUGCUAUGUCGGGACGAAAUGGAAGAAUGGAGCGCGUCCGAGGCAAACCUAUUUGAAGAAGCACUCGAUAAAUAUGGAAAGGAUUUUGCUGAUAUACGAACGGACUUUUUACCAUGGAAAACGCUGAAGAAUGUAAUCGAGUAUUAUUACAUGUGGAAAACGACGGAUCGAUAUGUUCAACAGAAAAGAGUGAAGGCUGUGGAGGCGGAGAGUAAGCUGAAGCAAGUUUAUAUACCAAAUUAUAAUAAGACACCCGCAUCGACAACCGCACCUUCUACGGCCACAAUCGUACCUCUGGGCAAUAGCAACAGCAAUAGUAACGGAAAGCCAACCAACAUUCUGAAUGGUAACAGUAAUGGUAGCAUGGUGACUGACAAUUCUGGAAUACUUAUGGUUGGAGUUGGUGGAAAACCGUGCGAAGGCUGUCAGGGCAUGCAGAGUUCGCAGUGGUAUGCGUGGGGACCGUCGCACAUGCAGUAUCGUCUUUGUCAGUCCUGUUGGACAUACUGGAAGAAAUACGGAGGACUUAAGGUGCCAUCGCGCAUUGACGACGUCGAUCUCGAGAGAAAACGUACUGGCACAGGAUCGGACGAAGAGAGCAAGGGUAUCGGUGGCGCGCACAGGCCGCAUCGAUGCAACGUUCCCACUUGUGGCAAGGAGUUCAAGUUGAAAGCCCAUUUAAGUCGUCACUACGCGAGUACGCAUGGAGUGGAUCUGCGCGGCGCCGCUGGAAGCGGCGGUGGUGGAAGCGGAUCGCCGCGACCUGUUAUGAAGACUCGAUCCGCGUUUUACUUGCGCACUUCCCUAUUGGCUCGUGCCGCACGACGACUCUGCCCCGCGCAAUUGCGAACACGACGUCACGCCGCGCGAGCGCCGCAUCAACCGGUAAAUACAAUGUCGUUGCGACAUUUUUGCGUUCAGCUGGCUUCUAAGAGUCCCGCGGAACUCCGCAUUCUGGCGCGCGCUGUACGACCACGGCCGCGUCCACGAGUGACCGACAUCGCUUCGCGUUUGGGCGAUCUGAAUGCUGAACCGCAAACUGCCGGAGACUGGGAUUGGCUGAUGCUGACUACCCCGGCACAACGCAAGCAGCCUGAUCGGGUUUCGUUUCCACGUCCGCCAAAGGCACCUGACGGCAGUCUUUUAUACGAAAGGGUGCCGAAUAAACCCGAAGUGGAUAGGCUUACGUUAACGCCACCCCAACCGCAACCAGUCAUGUCGACCCAGCAGAAUAUCUUGAAGCGUACAAGACCCUUUGACGAAAUCAAUGGUUCAGAUGGUAUCGCUCUAAAUGCGGCACUUCCUCCCGGUGGACCGCCUACGAAAAGGAUUCAUCACGCGCAGCAACUACAUCCGAAACACACACUAGAACAUCCUGCGCCUGCUGUUCUUCCUCUCGCACCACCUCUCAAUGGCAGAGCUACUCAUCCACAUACGCUACCCCACGGUGCACCGUUGUCUAGAAGUAACGCGCGUAAACAAGUUAUUUCGUGGAUGGAUGCGCCUGAUGAUGUAUACUUUCGCGCCACUGAACAGAUCAAGCGAGUUAGGAGAACUCUGGCUUCGGUGGAAUUGCGAAGAGCAGCGCGUAAGCCGUGGCGCAGAUUGUCGAUCCCUCUGCAUCCGCCUCAUCUUCAAAGAACGGUGCGCGGUGAGGACAUGGUCGUCAUCUUGGACUGAAUCCGUAAUACAAUCGGAUAAUAUUGUGUAUGUUGGUUCGCUACACACGAAACACGACGCUGUUAUUGAUCUUUAACGAGUGAAAUUACGCAAAAUACAGGUUACAAUUAUGUGUAUUGUAAUCGACAGCUCUGACCAAACAGGGAUGCUAGCUAAAAACGGAAAGAUUUCGAAAAUUCUCCUACGACAGAAUUUUUUUCUUUCUCGGAGCUGUACAAGUCGCCGUAAUGGAGAAAAAGGCCUCGUUUGACCGAACACGCAUACUAACAAUCGACAACAUCGUUGAACUGUAACGGCUUCAUUGCUUAUGAAGUACUACUGAAGAAUUAAAUCUUUUGUUUUCUCACUAGUCAUAUUGAAUAGUAACGUGAAAAGCGAGAAAUGAAUCUUCUUCUUGUGAUAUACGAAAUACAAUAGCCGAAAUAAAUUAUAAAUUUUUUCAUAUAUGUCAUUACUCGUAUUUGAUAAUAUAUAUUGAUAAAAUGUAUCGGAAACUCCCUUUUUUACUAUCAUUAGUUACUUGCAUUAGUAAAUGUAUAUGUAUUUCAUAUGCAUAUGUUUUACAUAAUAUACAAAAACUAAUUUUAUUACAUAUAAUCCAGAUUUAGAGCUAUUUAUUAUACAUAUCAUCGGAAGCAAAUAAUGACACAGAAAGAAGCUAUUUUAUUUCAAAAUAUAUUUUACAAGAAAAAAGUUCAUAUAAUUUCUCGUUUCUCAUGUCAUAAUUUGAUAUGACGUCAAUGAGGGAGCAGGGGCUUUAAUAUUCAGCGAACUAAGUCAUUCAACGUAAAAUGAUUUUCUAUUCGUAUUAAUUAAUUAUUGUUGUUAUUAAUAAUUAUUAAGAAUUGAAUGUGUAUAUAUACAUAUGCAUCGUACCAGGCAUAGCCAAGCAACACCUAUACACACACAUACACAUACGCACUCACACAUAUAACACAUGUAUACCAGAUAUCGAAAAUCGGUAUAAUGAUGAAAAGAUUGAUCCAUACCUGCGAAUAAGCUCAUGAACGGCUGCGUUCAGAAACACAACGAUUGUGUGAUUUUUCAGUGACAUUAAGAAUGCGAAUAUACCUCUAAAUCUAUGUCAAUCGGAUCAUGUUUUUUAAAAGUCGAUCACCCAACCGUUGCGUUUUCUAUAAGCAGCUAAUGUUACGGCCAUGCAGGCAACAGAGACAGACGAAUGUAUGAGCGGAAGUGAAUGUGUGGAAGAGAGAAAGAGUAAGCGAGAAAGAGAGGGAGAAUAAGAAACUGAACGAGAGAGAAUGAAUUAGUACGUACGGGAGACAGCAAGAAAGAAUGCUCACUGUGAAUAUUUUUAUUAAAUUUUCAAGUUUGAUGACUCUCUUCCGUCGCAACAAUUAAUAAAUAAACAUAAGCAUAAGUGAAAGAA